AUGGUCAAUCUGACCGAACUUCCGCCGCCUGCCGCCGAGGCACGCGAAGAGAGAGAUGAGAAACCGGUAGACGCCGCGACCCCCGAGGAGGAGAAACCCUCCACUGCCGCCGCCGAUGCCGCCACCGAGGAGCCUGAGAUGGCUGAGAAGUUACCCGAGGAAGAGAAGCUUCCUGCUGCCGAGCAAAACACUCAGUCAUCCACGCGCUUGUUUCCUGUGGGAAACCUCGAGCGCAUGAUAGACGACUGGUUCUCAGCAGGCCACGACUCGGAUAGCGAAGAGGAAGAAGAAGAGUUCGCCUCCCUAGGGGAGCUGGUCCUCUUCCACGUCGUCAAGUGCAGGCCCGAGUUAGACGUGAAUGGCCUGGAGACCAUGUAUACAGAAUGUCUCAUCGCUGGAUUCGUCUACCUAAUGGCAAGUAACGAGCAAGACGUGAGCUACGGGGUCUCGAGAUGGCUCGCGAUGAGAGCGAUGUGGCGAAGUCUUGGUGCUCCUGGUAUCUGGCCCAAGUCGAAGGGUAUGCCGGAGAUCACCCGCAAGCCAUAUGCUUGUCGCUACGCGGUCUUUAAGGAGUCGAAGAUUCUAGAGGAGGAUGCCUCGAAGCAAAACAAUACUUCGGGACUCGCUAGCAGUCACGGGGCAGACACCAAGAAGCCCGCCGCCUCUGCCCCGACACGCCAGCAGCAGCCGUCAGGAUAUCAAUUUCCAAGUCGCAAAGCGACAGGCAGAUCUGCGUCCAGCGUCAACCGCUCCUCGACCUACCCCGCCCCUCGGCGCCCCACCACGAGGAUGGAGGUCAUGUUUAUAUGA
This is a messenger RNA of Colletotrichum tamarilloi, 810 nucleotides long. RefSeq lists its product as uncharacterized. The transcript has 3 exons. Lineage: Eukaryota; Fungi; Ascomycota; Sordariomycetes; Glomerellales; Glomerellaceae. Bases 1 to 810 code for a protein of 269 amino acids. The record is from RefSeq and is a predicted model, not a curated record.